Penicillium diatomitis is the source of this 2904-nucleotide messenger RNA. Its product is annotated as DEAD/DEAH box helicase. Gene Ontology annotation, cellular component: nucleus. The transcript has 2 exons. Gene Ontology annotation, biological process: double-strand break repair via homologous recombination; reciprocal meiotic recombination. Lineage: Eukaryota; Fungi; Ascomycota; Eurotiomycetes; Eurotiales; Aspergillaceae. The record is from RefSeq and is a predicted model, not a curated record. Gene Ontology annotation, molecular function: DNA translocase activity; ATP-dependent chromatin remodeler activity; ATP binding. Bases 1 to 2904 code for a protein of 967 amino acids.
AUGGUUUUCAAGCCCUUCAAACCCCCUCUGAUUAGGAAAGCAGAUUCAUCAGUACAAGCAGACGACGUGACUGAUCCCCCGGCAAAGAAAGUCCGAUUGUCGAAGGAGGAGGUGCAGAGUGAAUAUUUGUUGCCGACGAGAUCAUCCCCAAGGAGCCGCAAGCCACUUUCACAAGUCAAAAAUGUGGGCCAAGAAGACUCAAGCAGAGCGACGACUCAGUCGGCACCUCACGAUGAUGCCGUCUUCGAGAGGUUUUUCAAUGCUCUGUGGCGAAAACCAACCGCAAAGAAGAACAAAACGUGGGAUGGGGACGGAAUAAUCGCCGUGCGGGGAGGCUUCUUACAUUUACGCGAUAUUGGAGGUAAAGACAUGGGACGAGUGGCAUACGAAGCGGAACUUGAACCUGGAAAAAUGCUCUACAUUGCCGGCAAAGAGGUCGAGAUAGACUCCGAGAUUCCACGAGGGGAAUAUCUAGCAUCCAAAAAAGGCUCAAUUGAUCCAAAGCCCGCCGUCGCUCCAACAAAACCCCCUGCGAAGACAUCCCUUCCAACGAUGACGAGGAACGAGCCGCAGAGACGAAUGUUGCCUACCGGACCGAGCUACACUUCUUCGCUCACCAAAGAUGGAGCAUCCACAGGCAAGCCCGCAAGGACACUGGGGGCGUACAAGACACCGCUUCUUCAGAAUGAUGUGAACUCUGCGUCAAGUUCUGGACCGGUGACUCCGAGACACGAUCCAUUCGCCAAAGGAGCCCUGGUUAUGCCCCGGCCCAAGACUGUGCCCCACGGCAAGCAGAUCGUUGACGUUGUUGUUGAUCCGCUGCUUACGAAGAGUUUACGACCACACCAGCGUGAAGGCGUGAAAUUUCUAUACGAGUGUGUGAUGGGCAUGCGAGACUUUAAUGGGGAAGGAGCCAUCCUAGCAGAUGACAUGGGGUUAGGCAAAACCCUGCAGACCAUCGCCCUGCUGUGGACAUUGCUCAAGCAGAAUCCCAUUUACGGAGAGGCGCCUGUUAUUAAAAAGGCACUGAUUGUGUGCCCUGUGACACUCAUCAACAAUUGGCGAAAGGAAUUUCGCAAAUGGCUCGGCAACGAGAGAAUUGGCGUAUUCGUUUUUGACGACAAGCGCAAACGUCUCACCGACUUCACGAAAGGAAGAGCUUACAGUAUCAUGAUUGUGGGCUAUGAGAAGCUGAGGACUGUGCAGGAAGGCUUGGCCAGGGGCGUUGGCGUCGACAUUGUUAUCGCAGAUGAAGGACAUCGCUUGAAAACGUUGCAGAACAAGAGCGGCCAGGCAAUCCAGUCGCUCAAUGCCGCGAAGAGAGUGAUCUUGUCUGGAACCCCCAUUCAGAAUGAUCUGAAGGAAUUCUUCGCGGCUGUUGAUUUGGUCAAUCCUGGUGUUCUGGGUAACUUCAAGUCUUUCAUUCGAGAGUUUGAAACUCCCAUUGUACGAAGUCGACAACCCGAGGCUACGAAGAAAGACAUUGAGAAAGGCGAGUCUCGGAGCGAGGACCUUCGAGAACUGACGUCCAAGUUCAUUCUUCGCAGGACGGCCGAUAUCUUGUCCAAGUAUCUCCCGCCCAAGUCUGAAUACGUCCUCUUCUGCAAACCGACCCGUACCCAGGUCAAUAUAUACAAAGCCGUGCUUCAAUCACCGGUUUUCCAAACCGCAAUGGGCAAUGCCGAAAGUGCGCUGCAACUGAUCACUAUAUUGAAGAAGCUGUGCAACAGUCCUUCACUCCUAUCCGCGACGAACACCGAUGACUCACCGAACGAAACAAUCAGCGCUCUAAUAUCCUCUCUUCCUCCAAAGCUUGCACGGCAAUUAUCUGCUUCUGCAAGCGCCAAGAUUCGCGUUUUAGAUCAGAUCCUCGACAGCUUGCGAUCAAAGACGUCCGAAAAGAUUGUUCUUGUAUCCAAUUACACAUCAACUUUGACACUCCUCGCAACCCUACUCACGUCUCUCGGUCUCCCGUUCCUUCGUUUAGACGGUAGUACUCCUGCACAAAAACGCCAGCCACUUGUUGAUGAUUUCAAUCGUCUUCCGGCAGAUGCUUGCUUUGCAUUUUUGCUGUCCGCAAAGGCAGGCGGCACCGGUCUGAAUCUCAUAGGCGCUAGCCGUCUGAUCCUCUUUGACGUGGACUGGAAUCCAGCCACUGAUAUUCAAGCGAUGGCUCGCAUACACCGCGAUGGACAGAAGAACCACUGUCGUAUAUAUCGUGUGGUUCUCAAGGGUAGCCUGGAGGAAAAGAUCUGGCAGCGCCAAGUGACCAAGUUGGGUCUUGCUGACAGUGUCAUGGAGCACAAGGAUAGCGUGUCGCAAUUCUCAACGGCUGAACUGCGCGAUCUGUUCCGCCUUGAUGAGGAAAGUGCCUGUCAAACACACGAUCUGUUGGGAUGUGAUUGCGGUGGCAAGGGCGUUGCACCCGUCCUGUCCGGCACCAUGACGCCCAAGGAAAAUGCCGACUCUGGGCUCUCGGACCUCAGCGACCCCCCGUCCGAUCAAGAAGAAGAAGAAGACAAAGAAGACGAUGACGAUGACGACGACAAGGGUCUACCGGAGUUCUCUUCACUCAUGAAAGCCUCAGAAGUGGACAUGGAGAAACAAGAGCGUGAAAUCCGCGAAAUGGCGCGUCGUGGAAGAAAGACCGGCGCGCACGGCAAGACCAAGACGAAGUCGCAAAAGGACAAGAUGCAUCAAUCUCUGGCGCAAUACUCUCAUGUUGAUCCCUCGCUGCUACUGGUUGGCGGCAAUGACGACGAUGUUGAUGAGAUUGCGGCCGCGAUCGAUGAUGAUAUUCUCGUUGAUUUGCUCAGGGACGAGUGUAAUCAGAUCGGCUAUAUCUUCAAGAAGACGAGUGGAGCUCAAGUUGAGAGUCCCGCGCCGGUUGUAGUAGAUGAUUAA